AUGCGGCCAAGACUGACCUAUUGCAUAGCCGUCGGCUCAUCUCUCAUCCGACUGCUCACAACCGCUUCUCGCUGCCAUUGGCCAGCUGGCGAGACCUUCGCCGCCUCAUCUCCGCCCUCGACUCACCUCGCCCUGCCAACGGCACACAGUCGCAAAUCGCUCACUGGCGUGACUCGUUCGCUGACUCGGUCACAGGCCCGCAAGCACACACGCCACCACACCAACGCGACUCCGUCAGCUCAUGCUGGCAGACAGACAGGCAGACGUCGCAACCUCACAACCGUGCAACCGUGCAACCGUGCAACCGUGCGACCUGUCAACAACUCAACCACGCAACUCGCCGCCAUGAUUAAAUGUCUCGUUAAUUCAUACGUCAGGCCCACAUUCCGCGCUGAGGCACCACUCCCAAACGGCCGGGCACUAGAGCGAGCAUAUAGGCCAAUCGAGUGA
Messenger RNA from Protopolystoma xenopodis, 450 nucleotides. The record is from the annotation of a GenBank genome assembly. Lineage: Eukaryota; Metazoa; Platyhelminthes; Monogenea; Polystomatidea; Polystomatidae.